Messenger RNA from Cygnus atratus (black swan), 345 nucleotides. RefSeq names its product antimicrobial peptide THP2-like. The record is from RefSeq and is a predicted model, not a curated record. The transcript has 3 exons. Gene Ontology annotation, cellular component: extracellular region. Gene Ontology annotation, biological process: defense response. NCBI's taxonomy places the organism in Eukaryota, Metazoa, Chordata, Aves, Anseriformes, Anatidae.
AUGAGGAUCCUUUACCUGCUCUUUUCUCUCCUCUUCCUGGCGUUCCAGGUUUCUCCAGGAUUGUCUUCACCCCAGCGGGACAUGUUUCUCUGUAGGAAAGGGUCCUGCCACUUUGGAAGAUGUCCCAUCCACCUGGUCAGAGUUGGAAACUGCUUUGGGUUCCGCUCCUGCUGCAAAUCGUGAGCCAUGGGAUGUAUAAAAACUUCGUGGACUGUCCAUUCAAGAGCUAUGAAAAUUUCUUCCAGGAACUUUCUUUGAAUCCCCUUCCUGCUACAACCACUGGAUACUGCUACAACAAAGUCUCAAGCACCUCUCAUUUUUAAUGCAAAAAGCUUUACGAUAUAG